AUGUCACAUAGAGUUUGUGGAAAUUUCCCACUUACUGUUAGUGCAAGAUCAUCCGCAUACGCAAUACCCUUACAGCCACCCCCUUCCAUGCCACAAAGCACGUUCUUUCCUUCUCCCCGCAUACAACCGCAUUUGUCAAUAAAGUACAGAGCCGCAACAAGGUUCUCAAGUUUUAACAUAUUUUUCAUAGAAAUUAAGCUGAAAUAUUUAGAUAUUAAACCUGAAAUCAAGCACUAUACGUUAUUCGUUAUAGCUUUCGAUUUAUCAAAAGAACAAAAACAGAAUUUUGGAGAUGACAUCACCUCACAGUUACGCCUAGCCCGAAAAAAACGAUGGAGUUUGCUAGAAGAAAAGCGCAUAUGUCAUGAAAUCGAAUUACAAAGUUAUUUAAAUAAACUCAUGAAAGAAGAUAUGGAUAGGCUUUUGGAAGGAUUGAAACUUGAUGACAAUGUGACCGAUCAUGAACUAAGAGAGAAGCAGCAGGAAAUCGAGCAGCAGUGCGUAAGUAUUACCUGUUCAUAGUCUUACUUUAACAGUGCAUA
This is a messenger RNA of Rhagoletis pomonella (apple maggot), 542 nucleotides long. RefSeq lists its product as uncharacterized. The transcript is spliced from 3 exons. The coding region runs from base 1 to 522 and encodes 173 amino acids. The record is from RefSeq and is a predicted model, not a curated record. NCBI's taxonomy places the organism in Eukaryota, Metazoa, Arthropoda, Insecta, Diptera, Tephritidae.